Molecule: messenger RNA, 522 nt
Organism: Nematolebias whitei (Rio pearlfish)
Lineage: Eukaryota; Metazoa; Chordata; Actinopteri; Cyprinodontiformes; Rivulidae
Product: spectrin beta chain, non-erythrocytic 1-like
Exons: 4
Coding region: 1-522 (173 amino acids)
Biological process (GO): actin cytoskeleton organization
Cellular component (GO): cell junction; plasma membrane; cortical actin cytoskeleton
Molecular function (GO): actin filament binding
Source: RefSeq, a predicted model, not a curated record
AUGGCUAAUGCCUCCCCAGACCUGGACAACGCCGAAGCCCAGCGCCAGCUCAACAACAACAACCGACCAGUCGGCUCGGGGUUCUGGGAGACGGAGUGCACAAGCUCCAAGCUGUUCGAGUGUUCCCGGAUCAAGGCUCUGGCAGAUGAAAGAGAUGCAGUGCAGAAGAAAACUUUCACAAAGUGGGUCAACUCCCACCUGGCCAGAGUGUCCUGUCGCAUCUCAGACCUUUACAAUGACCUGAGGGACGGAUACAUGCUCACCAGACUGCUGGAAGUCCUCAGUGGAGAGCUGCUGCCAAGACCUACCAGGGGUCGCAUGCGGAUCCACAGCCUGGAAAACGUCGACAAAGCCCUGCAGUUCCUUAAAGAGCAGAGGGUUCACCUGGAAAAUGUCGGUUCUCACGACAUCGUGGACGGAAACCACCGCCUCACGCUGGGGCUUAUCUGGACGAUUAUUCUACGCUUCCAGGAGGGCCUGAAUAAUGCUGUGUACCCAGGCAGCAGUGGAGUGAAGAGGUGA